This is a messenger RNA of Cynoglossus semilaevis (tongue sole), 6028 nucleotides long. RefSeq names its product Ras and Rab interactor 3 (gene rin3). Lineage: Eukaryota; Metazoa; Chordata; Actinopteri; Pleuronectiformes; Cynoglossidae. The coding region runs from base 483 to 3767 and encodes 1094 amino acids. Gene Ontology annotation, molecular function: small GTPase binding; guanyl-nucleotide exchange factor activity. Gene Ontology annotation, biological process: vesicle-mediated transport. Gene Ontology annotation, cellular component: cytosol; endocytic vesicle. The record is from RefSeq and is a predicted model, not a curated record. The transcript is spliced from 15 exons.
ACAUUCCACAGCGGAAUGGUAAAGCAUCUGGAAAACUUUAAAGGAGGGGGGAGAUGGAAACAGAAAGGAGGCUAAAGGGGAUUGGUCAAAUAUUUGGAACAUGUCGGCAGUGUCAUCUUUCUCCACAGACACAAGUGAGAUCACAAAACAGCGUAGGUAGUCAUGUUUGAAAGAGAGAAAAAAAACUUGUGCUUGAGGCAGAUGUUGAUGUCAACACAUGAUGUCGUAGAGCAGAGGGCAGGGGGAGGUCUGAGACCACAGACCUGUGUCUUCCUGCACGCCCCGCUACAGCAGGAAGUUAGAGCAGAAACAGACGGUGGUCUGACACAGAGAAACUCUUUUUCCCUUUGCGUUUGGAUUUUCCUUAUUCAGUCCUGCUGCGAUCAACGGGAAGGAGAAGGAGGGAGGACAGAGAGGAGGCGGGGUUUCUGAUGGAGCCGAGAGAGCGGCGGAGAGCAGCUGAAGUCUGAAUCUGAGGAAAUAUGAUGGAAGACGGCGGUGUUUCCAAAGACGCUGGUCACACAAGCCCUGUGACAGAAGGACCCGAUGCCACCUCCACCUCCUCAUCACCCACCCUCCCUCCACCUUGUCUGACACCCAAACUGCUAGGGCGACCCAAACCUCAACUCCCUUCUCGCCCGCCUUUACCUUCGCCCACUCCUCCAUCCCUCCCUCCCCCUCUUACACCGGUGCCCACACCUCCUCUCCCUAUCUCAUCUGGCGAGCCUCCCCAAUCACUUCCACCUCCUCUUUCUCCAACUCCAGCUUCUCCUCCUCCAAUUUCUACUCAGUCUCCUCCGCCUAAUGAUACUUCUCUGUCUAGUACUCAGUCUUCCCCACCUUGUCCAUCAUCUCUUACGGCCACAGCCUCCAUUUCAACAUUACCUUCUCCUGUGAUUACUUCGGUUCCUUCCUCUGCUCCGCUGCUAAGUGAAACUGAUCGUCUACAGAGGAGCACGUCAGUAUGGAAGCUCAAAGGAAUCAGCCAAGACCAGACUGCUGGUAAACUGGAGAAGGAGUCAGCUGGGGCCUUCCUGGUUCACAGUGAUGAUGGUGAGGCCUUGAUGCUGUCAGUACGCCUGCCUGAUGAACAGGGACCACCGCUUGUACACAGUCUGACAGUCAAACAACACCAGACAUUUGUCCACUUAGAAGGUUCGUCUCUGGUCUUUGACGACAUUGUUAAACUGAUCUCGUUCUACUGUGCCAGCAGGGACAUCCUGACCGUCAGACUGAGGUUACCAGAGGCCAUUACCAAGGCGAGUACGAGAGAGGAGCUGGAGGUCAUCGCUGCUGCAGGAGCAGACUUUUGGACGUCGGAUUUAAACGAAAAGGAACCAGCGAAGACUCAAGAAACCAUUGCAGAGCAGUGCAGGUUUUUAUACGUGAACCCAGUUGCUGUAGAAGAGAAGCCAAACAACGACAGUCAGAAUCCCUCAGGCUCUGUGGUGAAUAAUAUCAUUGAGCACAACAACACCUCCACCACCAUCUCCACCUCCCCCACCACCACCACCAUCUCCACCUCCCCCACCACCACCACUUCCACCUCAGCCAUGCAGAAUGGAGAGGCAACAAAGAAGGAAAGGCCAGAAGUUAAAGUUCUAAACCAGACAAAAUCAAAACAGGAGAUCAAAUACAAACGUCCCCCACCAAGACCACCAAGCCUGGGCUCAGGUGCUGGCCUCUCCUUCUCCUCCUCCCCCUUAGCUCACACUGCACCUUCUGUAACUGCAAAAAAAGAGGAAGGAAAGGGAGGAGGGGUAAAAAGAGGAGGAGAGAAAGAAGAGAGGAAGUCGGUGUCAUCAUCACCUAUUCCGUCAAAGCCUCCACCUCGACUGCAGAGCCGAGCUGCUCCUCCUCUUCCCCCCGCUCCGGUACCACGCGUCUCCUCCAGGAAACACAGCGAACCAGAGGGAGGAGACGGUUCAGAGAAAAGAAAAGGUAAAAUGGAAAAAUGGAAGGAGGGAGAAGGAGACAAAGAAAAAGAAGUGAAAAUAAAAGCUAAAGCAGGCCUGCUGUUUGAGGAGCCUCCGCAAGAGAACUGUGCAAAAGAAGAAAUAAAAGAGGACGGAGAGAAGAAGGAGACAGAGGAUGAGAAGGAGAAAACAGAGGUGAAAAUGAAUAAAGAAGUGGAAUCAAGAAGUUCUGCUCCUCAGUGUCCACCAGUAGUGAAGAGACCGUCCCGUCCUGUCCCUCCACCGAGGAGGAAAACCUUGUCUCCAGACACACCUGUGGGCCUCAAUCAGACUGGAGGCGGACUAGCAAAUCAGAGUACCGGGUCAAGAAUCCCACCUGCAUCCCCUGGCAGGAGGCCAGACGUGUCACUGUACUCACCGCAGGGCAGUGCUGUUGUGACAACAGACCCAGAUUCCUGUUCAACCAGCAGCGCUGAGGAAGAUGGUGACAUGAACCAGGAACAAGAGCAAAACCACAGUCGUCCAGCAGAGAGUCGCAGUCCAAAGACAGUGAUUAGGAGGACGCCCACCACCGUUAUUUUGGAUCGCGCCCGCCACCGCCUCUCUACUGUCCUCACUGGCCUCAUAAGUCAUGAUCGGCGCCUCACACAGCGCAUCGUAGAGAUGGCUAGGGACCCUCUAAGCUACUUUGGUAACCUGGUAAAGGAGCACCGUACAUUCACGUUGGAAACCAUGUCAAACCACUCCACUACCACCGAGCUGCUACAGGAGAUCAGACAGAUGAUGACUCAGCUAAAAAGUUACCUUUUGCAGAGUGCCGAGCUGCAGGCCAUGCUGGAGCCGCAGCAUCAGUACACACAAGACAAACUGGAAAACAUAGCGGAAGCUGCUCUGUGUAAGAGUGUGUUGAAGCCGAUCAGAGAACAAAUUUACCAGUGUCUUGAAAAAUUGCACAACAACGACAGCCUGAAACAGCUGACACAGAACCAGUCUGCUGUUCUAGGAAGCACUACCACAGCACUAGGUGUGACAACUGCUGUCCCUGAGGCCUCUGCUAUGGAGAAGAUCAGCAUCAAACUCAACAAACUCCAUUAUGAGUAUUCUCCUCAAAAAAAGAUUGAGCUUCUGCUGAAGGCCUGCAAAAUCAUCUAUGACUGCAUGUCUGUCAGCUGCCCAGGGCGGGCCCAUGGAGCUGACGACUUCCUGCCUGUAAUGAUGUAUGUUCUGGCCAGAUGCAAUCUGUCUGCUCUGCAGCUGGACGUUGAAUACAUGAUGGAGUUGAUGGAUCCAUCAUUAACAAUAGGAGAAGGUUCCUACUAUCUCACCACCACGUACGGAGCUCUAGAGCACAUAAAGACUUUUGACCAGCAGAGGUCAGCAACACGCCAGCUCAGCAGAGAGGUGCAGGACUCCAUCCACCGCUGGGAGAGACGACGCACACUCAACCAGGAAAGAAUGGCCCAAGGAUCGGACUUUUUGACAGUGUGUUGCCCUGAGAUUGGAACCAACCCUAAAACUCUGGGUGUCCUCCCGACCACAACAAUUGAACAGCUGGCCGAGCAGUGUGCAGUACGCUUUGAACAAGAGGGCUUCACGCUCAGCGUGUAUAUAGAUGGUGUUCAGCAGCCCUGCGUCUCCACUGAUCUGGCUCUCAGUGUUAAGAGUGGCUGUCAACCUGGAGGCUACUGCUUUCUUUACCAUCCCGUCAGCCAGCCCAGCAAACAGCCCCCCCGCAGCUGCCCCACCGACCCGCCUCCUGCACCACCUGCAGAAGCUCUCUCCACAGAAAUGGAAGCCACGGAGGAACCAGUGGCAGAGGAUGAGGAGGAGGAGAGUCUGAUCAGCCUGUAACUGCUCCCACUGCCAAACAGCAAACAUUAGACACGGGGGUCAGUGACCUCACAGGAAGUAAUGAAGAAUGAAAUACUGACCAUGCAGAGGAAGAACAUGGGAUUGAAAUCAUAAGUACUAACAUCAGUGUACAUCGUACCAACACAGCAGGGUCCAGAUUAACUGACCUCCUGAUACAAGUACUGGACAUGUAGUUUCUUUACAUGGUGGUUUUUCAACUUUUAUUUAUACAUUUGUUAAAGGUCCAGUGUGCAGCAUUUAGGAGGCUUCACUGUCACAGUUAGUCUGCUCAUCAGCUACUUCCAGCUCCGCCUUUUCUCUGUGGAGUCUGCAUGUACUUUACAUGUGUCGGGGGCCAAAGAAUUCCUUAUUAAGGAUUAGGUCUUCAAUUGACCACAGCCAUAGGAGGUGGUCAGACUUUGUGGUUCGUUUUAUAUCUGUGGUCAGUAUCAGAUGGAUGGAGAAUAUUUGUGUGUUCUAACAUGUAUUAACUACAGCACUGCAUCUAACAUCAAAGAAAGGGAGGAGUGCGUGUUUUGCCAGUGCAUCAAAGUCUCAGGACCGAUCUCAGGUGUUUAUCUGUUAUUCUGCAUGUCUGCUCUCACACAGAACAAACACCAACAGCAGCAUCCUCUGUGCCAUCUACUGCACGGUGCCAAACUUGGCUUUUCUUAAAGCAUAACACAUCCAGUUUACACAGGUAAAAUACUUGGUUUCUUAAUUUCAGUUUUGUGGCAGUAAGACCUAAAGCUGUUAUAAGUAUAUUCAUAAAUACAUAUGCUGCAUAAAAAUAUGUAUAUAUAUUAGGAAUGUCCAAUAAUGUCAGCCAACCGAUGAUAUUGGCUAAUAUUAGCAUAAUGUAACUUUAUUGGUUUUUCCUACAAUUAUGAAAACCAAUAUAUUGGUAUAUAUAUAUAUAUAUCACAACCUUUUGUGUCACAGACCAGUUUCAUGUUAAACAGUAUUUUUUUAUAUAUUUUUUACUUGACUUUCAGAGUGUGGUGAAUGACUUUGAAUGAAAUUAAAGUGAUGACAAUCAUAAAAACAAAAUAUAAAACAUAUAAAAAUGCAACUCCCUAAAAAGAUGUAAGCUAAGGUUAAGACAGUGACAGUUCAGAUCCUUAUGUCUGUUCUUUCACCUUUUCACCUUCACUUCAAGACUGUAUAAAGAACAUCAGCAAAGCCAUUUUUGAGCCAUGUCAAACAAAAGAGACGAGCGUCAUGACAUUUAACGCUCCUCUUAACAGGCAGUCGGAGCAGUUCGGGGCUGGGUGUUUAAGCAGUAGAAAUCAGGGCAAAUCUGAAGCCAUAUAAAUUAAAAACAUUUUUUCCCAGAAUUGUACUUUUGGAAGAGUGGGCAGUUUGCACUUUUACUGUUUUACUCGUGUCACAUGCAUGGCUGUCAUUCGUGUGAAAUGGAUUCAUACGAUACAUUUAAAUGUCUUCAGUGACACAGAUAUCGUGAUGUAUUUUGGAUGAAAUUUAUUGCACUAUAUCGAUAUGGCAGUAUCUGAUAUUAUCGUGGUCAAAAUAUUGUGAUAGAAUCGUAUCGUGAUACCCAGCGCUAUGGUGUACGUCACCAUCUCUUCAUAACUGCUUUCCAAUGACCUAUGACCUAUGACGAAAUGACCUAUUUCACCAAUGCUUUACUCAAUGUUAGAGAAGAAACGGCAGCGUUUCACAAACAGAGUAACUCUUCACAUUCCAGUAUGUCAUUGGUUCACUGGAGAACACUGUAAUCUCAAGUUUCAACAGUAGGUGUCACUAAAUCUGCACACUGGACCUUAAUUUGAUCAGUUCUCAAAAAGAGAAUUGACAAUGCAUUUGCAUUAAUGUUGCAUUUGUUCCACACCAGGGAACCAAUCAUUUCUGCCCUGAGCAGCUACAGUGGUCAGUUACCAAGUACAGGUGUUGGAGUCACUCAUUUCACUUAGUGUUCAUGAUCAGAACUUUCACAGCAAAUAUUCAAGGUAAGACAAGUUUACCUCGCUCCAAAAAAAAAAAAAAAAGGUUCCGGGACUUUACAGAGGCACCAACAUAUCACUACUCAAACUCAAACAUUUAGAACAGAUUCUUCUGUAAAUAAUGCUUUUAUCUGCACCGAUGUGUCUUAUAUUUUAUAAUGAGUCAGUUUAACCAGGCUUUUAAGUGUCUUUAAAAGCAUUUGAUAUUUUUUUUGUACCAGUUAUACUGUGACAACUAUGUACUUUUCAUAUCUGUAAACAAGCAGAACACCAAUGAAAUAAAAUUAUUUCUCACUA